AUGACCCCCACGGAAGACGACGGCGACGACUUCGUCCUCAUCUCUCACGCCGACGCCCACCCCUACCCCCCCGCGGGACCCUCCUCCUCGCCCGAAUACCUCGACGAGAUCUCCGCCAUCGUCGACGACCUCGCCAAGAGCCUCUGGCCCGUCAACAAGACGAUUCACGACAACCCGGAGCUCGGCUACCAUGAGGUCAUUGCCCAUGACACCCUCACGGCCUUCAUGCGCACCCAGCCCGGCUGGAAGGUCACGCCCUCGGCGUACGGCAUGGAGACGGCCUGGGUCGCCGUGUGGGACAGCGGCAAGAAAGGGCCCGUCGUCUCGUUCAACGCCGAGAUGGACUGCCUCCCCGACAUUGGCCACGCCUGCGGCCACAACCUCAUAGCGAUGGCCUCCCUCGCCGGGGCCCUCGCCGCCGCCACCCUCCUCGCGCGCCACCGCCUCCCCGGCAAGGUCGUCCUCUUCGGCACCCCCGCCGAGGAGGGCGGCGGCGGCAAGAUCCGGCUCCUCGGCGCCGGCGCCUACGCCGACCACGGCGUCGACCUCAACCUCAUCUCCCACCCGGGCAUCGUCGCCGACACGGCCAUGAUGCGCACUACUUUGGGCCGCGAGGCCCACGCCGCCGCCAACCCCUGGCUCGGCGUCAACGCCCUCGACGCCCUCGUCACGGCCUACAACGCCGUCUCCGUCCUGCGCCAGCAGACCAUGGCCCGGGCGACGUCGUCCAGGGGCCACAUCACCCACGGGCGGGCGCCCGGCCCCAACAUCAUCCACGCCUACGCCGCCGGCAGCUUCGUCGUCCGCGCCGACACCCGCGCCCGCCUCGCCGAGCUCCGCGCCAAGGUCGACCGCUGCUUCGCCGCCGGCGCCGAGGCCACCGGCGCCGCCCUGCGCCUCACCCCCACCAUGGCCUACAUGGACCACGUCCCCAACCGCGUGCUCGCCCGCUCGUACGUGCGCCACUUCAACGCCCUCGUGCCGGACGCCGCCGCCGCCAUCCCCCUCGACCAGGACAUUGACGAGAUCCGCGGCCGCACCAUGGCGAGCACCGACCAGGGCGACGUGAGCCACGCCAUGCCCAGCCUGAACGUCGGCUUCGCCAUCCCCCCCGGCGAGGGCGGCCAGGGCCCGCACAACCCCAAGUUCGCCGAGUCCGCCGGCACGAGGGUGGCGUUCGAGAACAGCCUGCGGUCCGGCAAGGGGCUGGCCGGCGUGGCGAUCGACGUGUUUACCCAGAAGGGCAUGCUGGAGGAGGUCAAGAGGGCUUGGAGGAAGGACAUGGGCAAAUGA
This is a messenger RNA of Colletotrichum graminicola M1.001, 1293 nucleotides long. RefSeq names its product amidohydrolase. The coding region runs from base 1 to 1293 and encodes 430 amino acids. NCBI's taxonomy places the organism in Eukaryota, Fungi, Ascomycota, Sordariomycetes, Glomerellales, Glomerellaceae. Gene Ontology annotation, molecular function: dipeptidase activity. The transcript has 3 exons. The record is from RefSeq and is a predicted model, not a curated record.